Acanthaster planci (crown-of-thorns starfish) is the source of this 5182-nucleotide messenger RNA. RefSeq lists its product as uncharacterized. Lineage: Eukaryota; Metazoa; Echinodermata; Asteroidea; Valvatida; Acanthasteridae. The record is from RefSeq and is a predicted model, not a curated record.
UGAAGCAAACUGCCAGUCAAAUGUGGUGUCUUCUUCACGUUUUGCCUGUUCUGAUUGGCUAUCUGAUUCCAGUAGGAAGUCUGUAUUGGUCGUUGAUUUUGGAACUACGAGUUAUUGUAGACAUUGCUUUUGCAGAUGCAACAACACAGGGCUUGAGCCAAUACCUGAAAUACCUUAUCAAUGAUCAUCAUUUGUUAUUCAAAGAGCUGUUUCCUACAGUAAGACUUCUUCCCAAACACCAUUUCCUUGUGCACUAUCCAAUGGCAAUGAAAGAAAUUGGACCACUGAUUCAUAUGUGGUGUAUGCGAUUUGAGGCAAAGCAUAAUUUAACGAAGCGAUUGGCAAGUAUCGUGAACUGUUUCAAAGACAUCUGCUCAACUGCAGCUUCAAGACAUCAGAUAAGUCACUGUUGUAAAUGGUCUCAGAUUUUGACUGCACAGAUGACGACAUCAUAGAAGAUGUCAUUGAGGUUAAAUUUUACAAACCAAAUCCCUCACAACCUUUGAGUUCGCUGUCCCCAUCAUUAUCAUGCAGUGCCUCUACAUCAUCCUCCACUGACGUAAGUUAAUUUUAUUUAUUAAAAAAUUCUUUGAUUGAAACAUGUGGCACAAGCACAAAAAGAAGGUCGCACAACCUGCUGCAAAGACACAUAUAUCAGAUGCAGGUACAGUCAGGACAGUAUGUAUUAACCCAAAGGAAACUGUCGAAUGUCAACACCUACUGAAACUGAAAGCUGAACCGCGCACAUUGACAGCUGCAGCACCCAAGUCUUAUGUAAGGACAAAAUACAGUACAUCCGUCAAUUAUUUUGGGUUACAUAAAAUCACACGAAGCAUGCCAGCUCGUUUGACGACCUGCAAGGAAAAAGAAAAUGAGUUCUGUAAUAAUUCUUUUUGUAAAGUGGAAGUAAAUUUGUCAUUCAUCUCACACAGGACACUUCGGAUUCACGGUAUGAUGAUGAGCAGGAGAUGCCAUCAUCAAGAAAAUUGCAAGAAUAAUCCACUGACAUGACAAAUACCGGAACUCCUAGAUCACUGUUGCGGCAGGCCAAUAGCUUGUGUACCUCCAAAAAAAGUAAUGUGAGAAGACCUUUAAAAAUUAAAUGUCUGUAAACACCUGUACAUUUCCAUACAGAAGCCUCCACUGGUAAUUCCAAGACCCCCAAACUCCAUGUAGAUUAUAAACUGCCCUUUCAAAAUAGACAAUCACACUAAUCUUAGUGAUUUUCUUUUGGAACCUCCUAUAUCAGUUUAAUAUCAUACAGUAACAGAGAGCAAACAAAAUUGAAUCUUGCUAGGUAGCGAUAUUAUUUGCAAAGAUGGUACUCUCUUCGCAGUUUUUAUACGGUAUCUAUGAGGGUGUAUGAAACCCUUCCUCAAAAUUGUAUUGCCCAUCGUAGAGGAAAAUGUGCUAUAAAUGUCUUAUCUUUGUAGAUUUUUUUUUGUUUAUUGUGCACAUACUCCAUAACAGAUGCCUUUUGAUGCUGGCAAUAUACUUCGGGAGCACCCUAAAGGACCCUCCAUACUUGAGGAAUACAACCAGAGAAAAUACAUUUCCCCACGAACUCGGAUGACUCUUGUGUCCAUUCUGGCUGCACAUCUCAUAACAAAAUGUGGAAGCUACCCUACCAUUGAGGAAAAACAUGAAACGGGACGGGCAAUAAUAAGGCUUUUUCCAAACCUGAGAGAUACCAGCAGCGUUACAGGAUAUGAACACUUCUUCAGUUCAACAGGGGUCAAAGUGGGUACCUACAGGAUAAACUCCAAAAACAUCAGGCGAGGGUUGCCUCCAUCGGCAAAGCAGAGGACUAGUGCCACGACACGCACGUGACCAGGUCCGAAAGAAGUCUCAUCCCCCUCACUGCUUGUUGAGUCAGAGGCAGAGGAACUGGCAUCAUUCUGCCGAAAUGCAAUGAGGGACAGAAAUAAGCCUGCAGUGGCCCAAGCGAUGGCGAAGUGCUUCCCAAAUAGACGUGCGUGGAUCGACACAGCAAAGCCGUACAUUUCAGAGGUUCUACAAAUAACACGAUUCAUGGACAUGCCAGAGCUGAUUGAUCAGGAUUUCAAAGCCAUGUAUGACGAGUCUACAGACUGCUUACUGAAAAAGUGGGAGAGCCACUCGCAGGAUCUGCUGACAUAUGCUGCUUCUUGCCACAAAGGGAUAGUGGACAGAGUACUCAAGGAAUACAAAGGAUCAGCAGACCAGGACAAAAGCUCAGGUUUUGUUACGCUCGUCCGCUUACUACCAUCGUACAACACAAAGGCAAAGGGUCGUGUGUCACGAGAAGAUGCUGAGAAAUUUUUGGUCAAAUGCUAUGAGAUAUGUGACGAUGACCACGGUCUGGUUCAAACAGUGAGGUUAGAGUGUCAAACUUUCAUGGUCACUCUUGAAAUGACAGAACCAGUGGAGGAUGUCUUGAAGGACAGUGAGACGAAACAGCCAAGCCUGAUUGCAUUUGGGCAGAAAUUGAACAUCCAGCAGGUCCUGCUAAAAAUUGAGGACUAUGGCUUCUUGCUACGGUCAACUAAUAUCACCUGUGCAGUGGAUAUCCUUUUCAAAAGCCAUUGGCUUUUUAACUUAGAGUACCCACCUCAGCUCAGGAACUUCUACGCCUAUUUGCAGACCCAGAUUUAUGACCUGAACUAUGACAGCAACAUACCACCACCGGUAGUGGAAAUUACGUUGGCAUUGAAGGCAAAUUAGGAUAUACAUUCUAAGUGUAAAGUUGAUCUACAUUUACAUGAAAUUGCCAAAUAAUACCAUUUUCCCACUUCAAACUACUUAAUCACAAGGUUUUAAAAGCUACAUAUACUUAUAGUGUCCUAGGUUCAUUAAUCCUGUGGUCCAAGGCGGCUUGUACUAUUCAACUUCUGGAACUGAAAAUUAGACUCUCCAGCACGCUCCCACAUACAUGUAGGCCCUAUAAAUUUACCAUUUCUCAUUCAAAGACUAAGAAGAUUCUAUUUGAAAAGGCAUAUUUUAAAAAGACAAUGAGACUAAGCAGCCAAGCCUGAUUGCAUUUGGGCAGAAACUGAACAUCCAGCAGGUCCUGCUAAAAAUUGAGGACUAUGGCUUCUUGCUACCGUCAACUAAUAUCACCAGUAAUAAAUAAAUCUGAAAUUUUUCCAAUAUGAACAAACCAUUCAACACCUUCUUAACACUGAGAAAAGCAUUCGGUACUAGGUGAAACGUUAUGCUGCCUCUUCUCACCGCGAAAUUUGGCGAUUUGUCGGAGAAUUUCUGAGCUGGCGUUCGUUGCUUGUUGUGGGGUUGAAGGUCACAAAUGUAUAAGGUCUGGUAACCAAGCUACUGUACUAGAUACUGAGUGCAUGCAAAGCUAUGGUGAAUGUAGCAACAUAAUGAGUGCAACCAAUGACACAUGCAGAUUACACAGAGAUAGACUGAUAGUGCCUAAUUAACGUAUACAUGACCCACAAAUUAAUAACAAGUCUUUUUACAAAACAGGUACUUUGACUGAUGGGUAUUAAAUCAACCAAUGGCAUUAAUACGUUAUCAACUACAUGUAAGAACAGGUUUCAAAAUAAGCAAAAAAUAAAAAGGCCAAGUAUAUGUUUGACAUGUUUUGGGAGACACUAGCAGAGAAUUAAAGAAUGCUUUUAAAGAAAUCUGUUAAAUGAACCACACAUGUAAAAUCAUUUCUUCUCACAAUUGAGUAAUAAGACCAAGUUAUUAUUUUACUUAUUAAAAAUGCAUUGCAGAAAAAGUGCAAAAUCAUCACAGUUUAUUUAAGGCAGCUUUUUUCAAUCAGCAGCUUUACUUUAACGGUUCAGUGCUUAAUCCAUUUUUAUAAAAUGAAAGUAACUAUAUAAAAACAAAUGAAGUUUCUUUUUCUUAAAAUCCAUAGCAGAAUAGGUGCAAACUUUUUUAAAGACAUGACAGAUUCACUAAAGACUUUUUUCAAUAAACAUGUGUAUUUUUACAUUUUGCACUGACUCCAUUUUCAUUAAUGAUGAUUAUGCACAUCAACGUGAGUGGAAAUUUUCUUCAGAGACUUGACAUAGAUUUUUUUCGGUGAACAAGUUUAGUUACAUAUUCCGGUGCUUGAUCCAAGUUUACAAACGAUUAUAAUGCACGGCAGAGUGAGUGCAACUUCCUUGCAGAGACUUAGCAGGUUCAUUUUAUAGAUUGUGUUCUGUGAAAAACUUUAUUUUCAUUUUCCAUUGGUUGAUCCAAGUUUACAAAUGAUUAUAAUCCACAGCAGAGUGAGUGCCGAUUCCUUGCAGAGACUUGGCAGAUUUAUUUUAUAGAUUGUGUUCAGUGAACUAUUCUAUUUUCAUGUUUAUACUCAGUUCAAUUUUAUAAAUUAUUAUUGUUGUAAUAAUUAUAAGAUUGUUUUCUUAAAAAUGAUUCUCAUUUGAUUGAUUCAAAAGAGGCUGAGUCACUUUAAAAUAUAUCUUUGGAAUUUUUAAUCAUCUUUUUAAAAAUGAAGACAUUGUUUUCUGCUCGGAAAGUUAUGAAUUAUGAUGGAUAUGAAGAUGCUCAAAGAUCGUUUGUUUUUCUUCAUUCGAGCCUUUGUUUACUCUUUUGGUACUCUUCAGUACAAAUUGACACAAGGAGUGCAGAAAUAUAGGACAUUACACCGAACAUAAAGAGUGCAUUAUUUAGCUUCUAGCAAGUGCUCCUGAAAGUUUAAAAAUGACACCUUAGGUGCAGGAGUUGUUGGAAACUGCCCCAACACCUGAAGUGCAUAAUUAAUGUAGCAGGUGUUCUAAAACAUAACACCUGAGGUGCACUGUCUGUAGCUUUUUCGGAGUGCUGCUGUUGUAGCACAACUGUCGGUGCUGACUAAGCACAGCGAGUGCAGUCACUAUACGAGCUCUAUCAUAUCCAACUUGACCCAGUGUCAGAUGAUUUGUGUUUUAUUAUAUUUUUUAAGUCUUUUUACAUCCCCCUUGUAGACAAAUAGCCUGUCUUUACUAUUCCUCCCCCCCAAGUUACGUUGACUAGGCCAUGAGUUUUCUUCUUUAACUUUCCCCACUGAAUUCAUCCCUCCAGUUGGAGUCCCAUCGUGUAGACUCUUUUGUGUAGUUAUCAUAAUUUCAUAAUUAGGCAGGUAUUGUGUAUAGUCGGUAGUAGACUCUGGGGGAGAGAGCUUUUCUCACCCCUCGUUACUAACUAAUUGUGUUUUCUAGGACUGUGAACAAUAAACCAGAAUGGAAGA